GACUCCUGUAGCUUUAAUGACUAGCAGAGAUGCUUGUUUGUGUUACCAUUUCCUCCAAAUAAUUUUUGAAGCAUACAAAGGCUGUCUUGUUAAUUCUUUUUAUUCAAAAAUGCUUCACUCUUUUUGUAUGAGGUUUUUUUUUUUUGUUCAGGGAUUCUCACUUUUUAUUUUAAAAACUGAUUAUCAUGAUUAAGGUUUUUAAAACCUGGAAGUAGCCUGGGCCUUUGGGAUCUCUGAGUCUUCUUUGCACACUAACAAAUACCUCCCCAAUGUAGCUGUUGUCACCUUAUUAAGAAAAUAUUUAGGCUGCCUUUUGUCCAUCUGCAGAAAAAUCCUGAUGGGGGCUGACAAGGAGGUUUUUCUUAAUGCCCAUCAAAUUCAGAAGUAGGGCUACUUUAGAGAAAGUAUAUACUGUAAUGCUUCUAUGAAUAUAUCUCUGCCAGGAAUAAUAGCUUUUGGACUCAGUGUGGAUCCCCUCAUUUGAUCUACUUGACUCAAUCUUUUUUUUUCUGGCUCCACCACAUGCAUACCCUCAGGUGAGAGGGCAACCUUAUUGGUUAAGAUCGGUCCACACAUCCAUCUCCCCCCACCCCCGUUUUUACAACCCAUUCACAGACUUGGAGUAGCAAGCCAAUGUACCCUUGAGAGUCCUAUUAAUGUCAAUGAAGUUUUCCUCCAUAUUAACAUACAUCCUAGAAGUGGACCUCCUGGAUUGAGGGCAAGGCUAAACGCCGCUCAGGCGAGGCUCCUGUUGCCAAAAUGCUGCUGUUACUGAAACGGGCCAUGUCCGAUGGCAGGCCUGAACGGAGCCUUAGGCUCCGGGCUCUCUCCAUUCAAUCAGCUACGCUAAGGCAGCGCAAACAUGGGGACAGUUAAGAUGUAUAGAGGGUCGCGGUGGUAAAGCGAAUUCUGCAACUCUGUUGGCUGGGCUCUGAGUCAGAAUGCCCAAGGCGUAUAAAAAAUUAUCUUAGGCUCCAGCGUGCCUUCCAUUUCACAUUCCACUACCAGAGCUGCAAUUUUUCUACCUGAGCAGAUACGACCCGUAACAUCACAUGCUGCAAACGCACCCAGAGAGAAUCAUAUGUGACUAUGUCUGCACAUACACAUGUAUGCAAUCACUUAUAAAACUUACAAUUGCAGAAGACAAACCUUUAUACAUUACAUACAUUAAAACCUCCGACCUAUCAUUAAAAAAAGAGACAUCAUUAAUAUAGCCCAGAACAGCCGAGGUCUCAGGCAGCGAAAGAGCGGCGUUUCCAUCGGCUUCCUGAAUUGUAGAAGCUGAGGCGGCAUCAAGAUCUGGGGCUGCAGAGCAUUUCCGAGUGAGGGGGCGCCCCACAGCAAGCCCGCUUCCGCACCUUCGUCGGCCUAACUUCCAAGAGGAGGGAGCUCCGAGCAUCGUUUCCCAGGUUGAUUACACGGGAUGGACACACUCUGCAGAAGUCAUGAUAACAGCGGUGUAACAUUAUUAACCACAGGUCUUGAUAAUUUUGAAAUGAAACACCUAACGCGAAUCCCCUCCAACUUUUUACGAGAAGGAGCGAUUUCCAAAUUUGGGCCGUCCAGCCCCCUCUCAAGCGGCGCUGUUUCCGUGACGUCACCGCCAGCGGGAACCAAUGAGACCGCAAUAAAAAGGUGUGCCGGCAGCGGGAGAUCGUCUUCCCCUGGAAAGCGAAAAGGAGUCAGUCGAGUAGCGGCGAGAGCGUGCUGUGGCUCGCGGGGAUCUGUGGAAAGAGCCUCCGGUAGGCCGCGGCCUGGUGGCGGGUUUUCCUCAGGCAUGGGAAACUUUGUGGCCCGAGAGGAUUUCGAGUGGGUCUAUACCGACCAGCCGCACGCCGACCGACGCAAGGAGAUCUUGAGUAAACAUCCAGAGAUAAAAACCUUGAUGAAACCAGACUACAACGUGAUCUGGUUGGUUGUACUUAUGGUGCUUGCACAACUUAUUGCUCUUUAUCUUGUUAAAGAUUUGGAUUGGAAAUGGGUUGUAUUUUGGGCAUAUAUAUUUGGCAGUUGUCUCAAUCAUUCCAUGACUUUGGCUAUUCAUGAGAUUGCUCACAACAGUGCCUUUGGCAAUUCGAGAUCCUCAUGGAAUCGAUGGUUUGGAAUGUUUGCCAAUCUCCCACUUGGUGUACCAUACUCCAUAUCUUUCAAGAGAUACCACAUGGAUCAUCAUCGUUAUCUUGGUGCAGAUGGAAUUGAUGUAGAUAUUCCUACUGAUUUUGAAGGAUGGUUUUUCUGUACCCGUUUUCGAAAACUCAUAUGGAUUAUUCUUCAGCCACUUUUUUAUUCUGUUCGACCCCUCUAUAUUAACCCCAAACCAAUAUCUCGAUUAGAAAUCAUCAAUUUAUCAAUUCAGUUUAUCUUUGAUGUUCUUGUAUACUAUGUUCUGGGAAUAAAAUCAUUGUUUUAUCUGCUGGCAGGAAUAAUAUUGGGGCUGGGCUUGCAUCCUAUUUCAGGACAUUUCAUAGCUGAGCAUUAUAUGUUUUUAAAGGGAUAUGAAACAUAUUCGUAUUAUGGGCCACUGAAUAAGCUUACAUUCAAUGUUGGUUAUCAUAAUGAACACCAUGAUUUUCCUAAUAUUCCUGGAGCAAGUCUUCCACUGCUAAAGAAAAUGGCUCCGGAAUACUAUGACCACUUACCACAAUAUAACUCCUGGAUUAAAGUGCUUUAUGACUUUGUGAUGGAUGACACUGUCAGCCCAUACUCACGCAUGAAAAGACACACAAAAGGUGAUGAGAAACUAGAGUAACCUUUCAACCAAAAAGUUUCUUCACGAACUCGAGGCAUAGCUUCAUGGUAACUUGGUACAAGAUGUCACUUGAUAAAUACUUGUUGGUUUGUUAUUUUGAACAAGGCUAGAAUAUGGAUAUAUUGUUACAUUUUAAAACAGGUCUCUGAAAAAUUGAAAACUUUGGUAGUAGAAUUAAAAUGUUCCUACCCUUUCAAUUUUUUUCCUGGUAUAACUGUUCUGUGCAUAACAUUAGUAUUAGUAUUACAUGAUGUGUUUUGAUACCUGUUCUCUCAAACAUUGGUUCUUUAAACUUAAUUGUUUACGUUUAUACAAUUGGUUUCAAGAAAAAAGCAUAAGUAACUGCUGACUACAUAGACAACUCCUCUGCUUAUUUCUUCUUUUGCUAAUGGUAAUUAUUAAAUAAACUUCUGGUUAACAUUAAUUUUAAUUUACAUGGUAUAUUAAAAUGUCUGGCUUCAGUCUCUUCCAAAUACAUGUAUAUCAUGAAUUAGCAUAUGCAAUGCUAAUAUAGUAGAUGGACAGUAUUGCAUUAUAACUGCUGUUUAAGAAAGUAUAAGAUCCUUAAAAUCUACUAGUUCUCUCUGACCUCAAAAUAAACAUGUUAGCUAUUUGGUAACUAUUACAUUAAAUGUAAUUAAAAUCAGUAUACACCAACCAGAAAGGCCUGUCUGUGGAAAAUUAGUUUUUAUUCUGUGGACUAAAUUCAACAAUAUGCCAGCAUAUUUUGCAUUUGUGAAAGAGUAGUUUUUCUUUCUUUCCUCUACUUGGAGCCCCAGAGCAUGUCAUCUGAUCUUAUUUGGAGAAUAUCCAGAACUUUCAGAACAAGAAUUUGCGUACUUAUGGAUAGUGGAAUUUAACUUGCCAGCACUGUCAUUUAGUAGAAAGCCAUUUUUGUUUUGCAAAUGUUGGUAUGUUGCUACUCUAUAGGAUAUCUGCUUUGCUUCAGAUUAAGUGUUGGAUUAAUCUGCCUUGGUAACCUUCAUUAGUCGUACAAUUUACUGAACCCAGAUUUGUAUGUUAACCUCUUGUGCUUUUUUUUGUUUCUACCAGAGUAAGAGUUAUAUAAAUUAUGUGUGUAGAAUAUGAAGUGUGCAAAUAUAACAUAUCUUGCAAAUAAGGAAUAGAAAAUAAGUUGUAACAAAAAUUAUUGAAUACUUGAAUAAAGGUAUGUGCUAAAUUUCAUCAAUACAACUAUGCGUGAUCUUCGUGAAAGCAUAGUAAAAAUAAAUAUGCUCCUCUGGAUUAUA
This is a messenger RNA of Python bivittatus (Burmese python), 3999 nucleotides long. RefSeq names its product delta 4-desaturase, sphingolipid 1 (gene DEGS1). NCBI's taxonomy places the organism in Eukaryota, Metazoa, Chordata, Lepidosauria, Squamata, Pythonidae. The record is from RefSeq and is a predicted model, not a curated record. Gene Ontology annotation, molecular function: sphingolipid delta-4 desaturase activity. Gene Ontology annotation, cellular component: membrane. Gene Ontology annotation, biological process: ceramide biosynthetic process.